AUGGAACCAGCAUCUGCUGACUCUUCACCUCAGCCUACUGCUUCAGCUUCUAAUACUGGACAUAACUCCACCAUAUUAUCUGCACAAAUUGGCAGUGCUCAUGAUUCACCAUCCUUGUUACCCACUUCUGGCAUGUCAUCGUGGGCAAGAAAUCUGAAAUUACCACAGUCCCUUGGGCUUGGUCAAGCACAACAAGACUCACAGACUGAAAAUAAUGGCAUGUCAGCUUUUGCUCGCCUCACUGGUGGGCUUGGAUUGCGAAAUCCCUCUAAUGAGACUAAUCCAGUGAAUUCAGGAGCCGAGCAACCUAAUUUAAUUGAAUCCUUCACCAAAGGGUUGGUGGACUCUUCCAAGGGUGCAGUAAAGGCAAUGCAGGUCAAAGCACGCCAUAUUGUCUCUCAAAAUAAACGGAGAUACCAGGAAGAUGGAUUUGAUUUGGAUCUGGCAUACAUCACUGAAAAUAUAAUUGCUAUGGGAUUUCCGGGUGGUGAUUUUAGCUCUGGAAUUUUUGGAUACAUUGAGGGGUUCUACCGCAAUCACAUGGAAGAAGUCAUCAAAUUUUUUGAAACUCAUCAUGAGGGAAAGUACAAAGUAUACAAUCUUUGUUCGGAGAGGUUGUAUGAUGGAUCACUAUUCCAGGGGAAGGUUGCAAGUUUCCCAUUUAGUGAUCAUAAUUGCCCUUCUAUUCAACUUAUAGCAUCAUUUUGUCAAAGUGCAUAUUCAUGGCUGAAGGAGGAUAUUCAAAAUGUGGUGGUUGUUCAUUGUAAAGCUGGUAUGGGGAGGACAGGACUGAUGAUUUGUAGUCUUCUUUUGUUUCUUAAGUUCUUCCCAACUGCAGAGGAAGCCAUUGAUUACUUUAACCAGAAAAGAUGUGUAGAUGGAAAGGCUCUAGUUCUCCCUAGUCAGAUCAGAUAUGUCAAAUACUUUGAACGGACUUUAACACACUUCAAAGGAGAAGUCCAGCCUGGGCGAAGGUGCAUGCUAAGAGGGUUUCGGCUUCACAAAUGCCCUUAUUGGGUUAGGCCAUGCAUUACAAUAUCUGAUCAUACUGGAAUUCUUUUCACCACGAGAAAGCAUCCCAAAACAAAGGAUCUAAUGCCAGAAGAUUUCUGGAUCAGUGCACCGAAGAAAGGAAUUGUGGUCUUUGCACUACCAGGGGAGCCUGGUCUGACAGAGUUGGUUGGGGAUUUCAAAAUUCAUUUUCAGGACCGACUGGGAGAUUUCUACUGUUGGCUGAAUACAGCAAUGACAGAAAAUCGAACAAUUUUAGAUGGCUCGGAUCUGGAUGGUUUUGACAAGAGAAAGAUCCCUGCUCCAGGAUUCCAGGUCGAAGUUGUGAUGGUAGACUGUAACGGCACUCUACCUGCAAGGACAAAAGCCAAUACUGCUAGCAAAGGACCUAAUGGCAACACAAGCAAUGUCCUAACCGGUGCAAGGCUGACAUCUAAUUCAAGUGAGACUAAGGUCCCUAGAAAUGGAGAUGAAGAUGUGUUCUCGGACAGUGAUGAAGAGGAGCCCCGGGAUUCACAAAGCAGGAAAGCUGCAACUGAAUACAAAUUUAUGGCACCUCAUCAAGUAUCUGAGGUCACUAAAGAACAUGUAGGAAUGUUGGCACAUGCAACGGAUCAGUUGUCACUACAGCAUAAGGAACAUACGCAAAACAAUGCUUCUGAAGAAUCAACUUCAGAUAAACUUCAUAAAAUUCAUGCAGGCCCCAACACCACUAACAUGGAAUCUGUAGGGGCAAGUGAAAUCAAAGCAAUUGCAGCAGAUGCUUCCGUUUUUUCUUUUGGAGAUGAAGAUUUUGAAAGUGAUUAA
Molecule: messenger RNA, 1818 nt
Organism: Gastrolobium bilobum
Lineage: Eukaryota; Viridiplantae; Streptophyta; Magnoliopsida; Fabales; Fabaceae
Product: phosphatidylinositol 3,4,5-trisphosphate 3-phosphatase and protein-tyrosine-phosphatase PTEN2A-like
Exons: 12
Coding region: 1-1818 (605 amino acids)
Biological process (GO): protein dephosphorylation
Cellular component (GO): cytosol
Molecular function (GO): protein tyrosine phosphatase activity; phosphatidylinositol-3,4,5-trisphosphate 3-phosphatase activity
Source: RefSeq, a predicted model, not a curated record